AUGUGGGAGACUACUCUCUUGCGCAGCUUUCUCAGAUGGGCCGUGGUUGAGGCUUACAAGCCCUCGAGUGCCGUCCAUUCUCUCUUGCAGAUGCAUUCUUCUGAUGAUGCAGCCAAGUAUCUGAAACCCAAGCCCAAGGGUGAUAUGAAGGUGGUCCUUGUGCGUGUGACAGACUUGCCCAAGCUGGUGGAUCAUUGGGACCAGCGUGUCAUUUCUGGUCCAGGUGAGGAGGAAAUGGUGGAAGCCUCGGGAGACUUUGAGGAUAUGUGGAUGGAUGGCCAGGGCUUUGCUAUUCCUGAUGUCCCUGAGUUGAUCUAG
Molecule: messenger RNA, 318 nt
Organism: Fusarium musae
Lineage: Eukaryota; Fungi; Ascomycota; Sordariomycetes; Hypocreales; Nectriaceae
Exons: 2
Coding region: 1-318 (105 amino acids)
Source: RefSeq, a predicted model, not a curated record